AUGGGUCCCCUAAGUUCUGUGAGGAGUGCGCCUCGGGUUGACCUCGUGUCCCCAGAGUUUUGCGAGGAUGGCAAGAAGGGUACUUUGGUCAUGUGUUGGACACGCACGGGGUUCGACACGGAUUCCAAAGUAGACUUUGGGUCGAGUCCUAUCAAAUAUCCUGUUAACUGUACCACAAGGUGGUACUACACUAUUCUCCACAUAGAUAUACCUCAAACAUAA
Prunus armeniaca (apricot) is the source of this 222-nucleotide messenger RNA. The record is from the annotation of a GenBank genome assembly. NCBI's taxonomy places the organism in Eukaryota, Viridiplantae, Streptophyta, Magnoliopsida, Rosales, Rosaceae.